Messenger RNA from Penicillium diatomitis, 3657 nucleotides. Its product is annotated as putative MATH and UCH domain protein. The transcript has 3 exons. Gene Ontology annotation, biological process: protein deubiquitination. The coding region runs from base 1 to 3657 and encodes 1218 amino acids. Lineage: Eukaryota; Fungi; Ascomycota; Eurotiomycetes; Eurotiales; Aspergillaceae. The record is from RefSeq and is a predicted model, not a curated record. Gene Ontology annotation, molecular function: cysteine-type deubiquitinase activity; protein binding.
AUGGAUGCUUCACAACCCGACUCGACAAGUCCUUUGACUUCGAUCCCCUCCGCUGCUGGUGAUCUCCAGGCGCAGGCAUCUAUAGCCAUUCCUUCACGGCAAUCAGUUUCCGAUCUCACUCCCAUCACCCCUCAAACCGACACCGUCCCCCCCGUUUCACCGGCAGAGACCCCUUCAGAGACAGCCCAUGCUCCCCGACUUCCUUCCUCCACGGCUGUCGGGCCUGACGAGCAUGUGGAGCAUGCAUACUGGGCUGGAAUUGAAGAGGACAGGUCAGGCCCCGAUGAAGAGGAGUUGAAGGAGAUCAACAGCGCGGAACAAGACUACAGUGCAUGUGAUCAUACCUAUUGGGAAAGCAACUUUUUCAGGGAUCUAAACGAUCCCGAGUAUGUGCCCAGGGAAAAGAUGCGUCUCACAUGGACGCUGAAGGGUGUUCGUGGUACACGUCAAGCGCCGAAUCGUGCUAAGGUCAUGCGGUCUCCGGCGGCCUUUGUCGGAGGGUACUGGUGGCGGAUCAAGUUCUAUCCUCGGGGUAACAAUGUGGGCUCACUCAGCGUCUAUCUUGAGUGCUCUCCAACCAUGCCCGAUCCGGACGAAAUACUUCCCGACACAAGCUUCACUGUCCGUCGGGGCAAAGCGGAAACCAAACUCGACGACGUGGUUCCCGAAUUCGAUAUUCAAACCCCUGCCACCUCCGACUCACGAACGUGGUUGAACGACUUCAGGGCUAAGUACGACCAGGCCGUCCCUGACGCCCGGGCCGUUGAAACGGAUGCAGAAGCCCAAUCGUCCGGGCCCUGGCGGGUCGCGGCGCAGAUCGGUGUCAUUGUCUACAAUCCAGAGGAACCACGAACGGGUUGGAUGCAGUCCUCGUGUCAUCAAUUCAAUCCUCACAACCUUGACUGGGGUUGGACUUAUUUCCACGGCCCAUGGGAUCAAAUACACAAACGUCGCCGGGGACAGCACCGAGCGCUCCUGAAUAAUGACACACUAGCCUUUGACGCAUAUAUCAGGGUGAUCGACGAUCCCACGCAGUCUUUGUGGUGGCACCCCAGUGAUUCAGAGCCCACGUGGGACAGUCUCGCCCUCACGGGCUAUCGUCCUCUGGGCGAUUCGGUCGUCAAUCACAGCGCUGAGGUGGCCGGUUUGGCGUCCUGGCUCCAUAUUGCUCCGUUCUGCAAGAUCAUCGAAGGAGUCAAUGUCCUGGAACAUCUCACUAAUGGUGAUGUCAAGCCGAAGCCUCUGUGUGAUGCGCUGCAAAAGCUGCUUUGGCAACUCCGCCGUCCGAGCAAGUCCCACCAGUAUGUGGACACCGACGGCAUCACGUCCACUUUGCGCAACCUGCGCGAGUUCUCAAGCGAUGUCUCUGAAUUCUGGGAGCGCCUGCGACGCACACUGGAGAUCGAGCUCGCCGGUACCGAGGCGGAGCGGGAAUUCGCCCAAUUGUUUGACAGUCCGACGCAGGAUGUGGAAGUGAACCGCCUUCCUGCUGCCUAUAACUCGCGACUAUGUGUGCGAGCUGACCAAGCCCAGUCGAUCGGUCAGGCAGUGAAAGAGUAUCUCGCGGCCAAGCCAGGACAGUGGUCUCUUCCUCCCGUCCUUCACGUUGAGUUGGGGCGCCAUGUGCUGGAUAAGUCGAUGCGUUGGCAACUGGCCUUUAAUCGAGUGGAGCUUGACGAAGAGCUGGAUCUUGCCCCCUAUGUUAUUGAUGGGCAAGGAUCCAAGUAUGUCCUCUACGGUUACGUCGUCCACCGAGGUCGUCGAACUUCCGGAAAGUUCUUCAGUAUCCUACGUCCAGCCGGUCCCGGCAGCAAGUGGCUUGCUUUCGACGAUGGUAGCGACAACCGCGUCGAGUGCUUGACCCAGAAAACCGCUUCGGGCCCUCAUCUGGGUCUCAGGGCCUCUGACCCCGUGGAUCACAAGAAGGGACAUGAUGUCCCUGUCAAUGUCAUGUAUGUUCGCAGUGACAUGGUCCAAGAAUUGCUUCCAGGUCCCCGAGGUCCCUGGCAAGUGUCCGAACCCCUGAAGCAGUAUCUCGAGACUGGAGUAUACGAGGCGCCUCGGCACGCCACCGAUCGAAAUGUCCACGUGGAGGUAUACUCGUUAACAGGCUACGAGAAGCUUGGCAGCCUGUUCGAUGGCUACGACUUGAUGAAGCAGGCCAAGGAGUCCAACUCUGUUAUGUACAUGACACUGCCACGCCAUUCCCGCCUUGUAGAAUUGCGCCAGAAGAUCUCCACGUGGAAAUUUUCUGGAGAAAGCAACGUUCGUCCGGAGCUAGUACGUCUCUGGCAUCUUGGACAGGCUCGGGCUUACUGUGGCUCAACACCCGCGCUUGAUCUGAUCACUGAUCUUAACGCUCCUUUGGAUCCAUCCGAGACGACUAUGCGGUUCUGGAUGGAGACCAUCUCGGAGGAUGACGCGAAGGUUUUCGGAAUCCCUGAUCCAGAGCCAGUCAUUGUGGGCGGAGAUAAGGCGGAGGAGUCCAUCGUCGAACGCUCCGGCUUGAACACUCCGGACCUCUCGUCAUCGAAUGCCGACGGAGAGGCCGUUGCAAGCUCCUCCGGAUACAUUGGCUCCAGGACCCUUCCGACCCAUGCUGAUCUUUCAAACACUUCUGAUGGCAACGCGCCCGAAUCCGAGUCCCAAAUCGCCAUCGCCGCUGCCGAGGUUGAUGCGGCUGCGACAGGGCCGGCUCCAGUCGUCACCGUCGCGAAUGCGGCCGAUCAACGAUCCUCCUCUCCGACCCAUCGGUCAGCCUCGACCUCUCCGCCCCAGAUUGAAUCUCUGCAGGACCCGGCGCCUUCAUCGCCCGCUGGACAUGCUUACUAUUUCAUUCAAAUGUUUGACCCGGACAAUCAGGUCUUGCGGACCGUCGGCUCCUUCUUUUCGAAGUUGGACGCCAAUGUCAAGGCAUCCAUUCGCAAGCAUAUGAAAUGGACCAUUCGUCGUGACUUCCUUUUGUGGAAGCGAGUUGACGGCACUACGGUGACCUCGGUGUCUCCGGCAGAGACUUUCGGGGAUGCAAUGCUUGCUCAUGGAUCUUGCAUCAUUAUCGGUGAUAAGAUCACGAAGGAGAAACGAUCUCAGCUGAGCCUCGAUGGUCUCUUCUCCAGCCCCGACCGACUGGUUCACUACUUGUGGGCUGAAUCCAGGCAUCACCCCCUUGCGGGGUUCACUGGUCACCAGACUCUCGAAGCCACUUUUGUCAAUGACUUCUACAGUGGAGAAAUCUUGAAAGGAUACUAUCACGGGCGUGGCAAGCACAUCUCUGCGACUGGCACUGUGUAUGAGGGGGACUUCAUCUUCAGUCGUCGCCACGGACAAGGCAAGAUGGAGUAUCCAACUGGCGAUACAUACGACGGAGACUGGGUUGACGAUGUCCGUCAUGGCCAGGGUACUUACAUUGAGAAAUCGACCGGCAACAAGUACGUCGGAGGCUAUAAGGACGGCAAGCGUCACGGCAAAGGUAUCAGCUACUGGGAAGUGGCUGACGACGAGGCUGACCUUUGCCAAAUAUGCUACUCCGAAGAGCAGAAUGCCGUCUUCUGCGACUGUGGACACAUCUGUUCUUGCGUGACAUGCGCUAAGCAGGUUGAUCUCUGCCCGAUUUGUCGCAAGACGAUUAAGAAUGUCAUCAAGAUCUACCGGACAUGA